AUGUUUGAAGAAGCCAAUCCCGAGACUAACGUCGCAGCAGCCACACCACGGAGGCCGAGGUCAUUGGAGGACGAUGAAGAUGGGCAGUCGUUGGAUGUCAAAGUGAUGGAAACCGUGAUAAUAAAGAGCGAUAGUGAAAGUGGGAGUGAAGAGUCGUAUGAGGAGUAUGAAGAUAAGCCAAACACGGGUGAGAUCAUGGGUUGGUGUUUUUAUGAACUGUGUUCGUAUUUCACGCAUACAGUUCUUCUUACCAUCGUGUUUCCGCUCAUCAUAAGUCAAACUUUUAAUAGCGAACCACCGGAACCUGCUCGAGGGUGGUAUACGAAUCGUAAAGGUUUUCACUGCACCAAAAAGGAAACCCUUUUGUUUGAAGCUUUGACAUACGCUAGAGUAAAAGUGGGGAGCAUGAAAUUCUCUGCACUAGAAUGGACAUCAAUCUCUUGGUUUUCCGGUUUAAUCGUCGCUGCACCUCUACUCGCCUCAGUCUCCAUCCACCUCGAUCACCGCCAGAACUCCCACGUCAUGGCUGCAAUCGCCACCGCUAUUGGAGCCGUAUUUUGUCUCCCCGCUGGCGCCAUUAAAACCGUCUGGAUUAUGCCACCCUACGUUGCAGCUAUUGUCGCCUCGAACGCCGUUGGAUCCGCCUUCCACAACCGCCACCUCGGUCUCAUGGUCCGUGGCUUUGUCGGCGCUACCAUCCGUAAACUUCAGUUCCCUGACAGGCAAGCCGUCUCCGGUUGGCUCUCACUCUACGCCACCGCCGGUGGCUGUUUUGGAUCCGCCGCAAUUGCAUCGUUCACUUACUACAUGCUCAGAAACUCCGAAGGGUUUAUUAGUUUAUGGGUUGUGUCAAUCUUCAGCGGCAUUCUAUGGUUCGCCGGAAUCGCGUAUAUCAUCACCGCCACUCGAUCAAACGGAAACGAAUCAUCAAAUGACAACAGCAGGGUUUCAACUGGCCAUUUCAUUUCCAUUUUUAAGUACCCACAUGCUGCCGGAACUCUCGUCGGAGUUUUCCUCUCGUCCUUCUCAACAAUGAGCAUAUUCACCGGUGGACUCCUCUACAUCGUCGGCCAACUUUGUACUCCCCCAAAAGACCUACUAUUCGUUUGGUUAACAUAUUUCUUCUUCCCAUUGUUGGUUCUGCCAUUGUUACAACCAAUCCAAAAGGUGAUCCGAUCGGACGCAGUAAAAAUGCAAAUUUUCGGAUUCUUGCUCUCGACACUAACUUCUGGAAUGGGGUUUUACUACCGAUUAGAAAACUGGCACAAGAGUCACGUUUUAUUCCUUGCUGCAUCACAAAGUAUAGCUUCUGGUGUUUUGCAUGCAUACAGUCGAAUCUUGUUGAUGGACUGUGCGCCGUCGGGUAAAGAAGGCGUGUUUGCUGCGUGGUUCUCGUGGGUUCGAAUGCUUGGAGCGUUUGUUGGAUUCGCCAUUGGUUCGAGUGGCGUAGGGAACAUCAAUCGGUCGUUUGGGGCUGCGUUUGCGGCGGCUGUUGUUGGCAUUGUUGCGUUGAUCUUUAGUAAUGUUAGUAGUUAUGGCGGAGCUGUGGCAGCCGGUCAUGUGCAUAAGCGUCGUGAGACGGGCUCGCCUGUCCGUCAAUCCGACAGUGUGGUUAACGUUAAAGGGAAAGAGGAUUCCGACGAACCACUAGAUCGAACCAUUGAAGUUUGA
This is a messenger RNA of Lactuca saligna, 1671 nucleotides long. NCBI's taxonomy places the organism in Eukaryota, Viridiplantae, Streptophyta, Magnoliopsida, Asterales, Asteraceae. The record is from the annotation of a GenBank genome assembly.